Ostrea edulis (European flat oyster) is the source of this 2801-nucleotide messenger RNA. RefSeq lists its product as uncharacterized. NCBI's taxonomy places the organism in Eukaryota, Metazoa, Mollusca, Bivalvia, Ostreida, Ostreidae. The transcript has a single exon. The record is from RefSeq and is a predicted model, not a curated record. Bases 434 to 2089 code for a protein of 551 amino acids.
CAGAGAAAAUAUUUACAGAUGUGGUGACUUGAUUCACCCCGCUUGUAAUCCCCAUUAUUUUGUACUGGGUACAUGUAAAAAUUGUGUGGGAGUUUGAGACCCGUGUGCAUGGCGGGAAGCCAAACCAAAAUACAUGAAAAAUUGUAAGCACUCAGUUUUCUCCCUCAGACCAGCGUAAACCCUGAACCAGUACGUUACACUGUACACGACAAUCCACUCCGUGUCACGUCGUGUCGGUGUAUGCUAGACCAGCUCUGUUGAUACAUGUCCAUAGUUUAUUAUAUCCGAGCCAGUAUCGGAUAUAAACAUUUCCAGCUGAUCGAAUCCGAACAACUGUCGAUCAAUUUUCUCCCAUAACGGGACUGUUUACCUAGCGCAGCAAACGUUAGCUGGAUUACCUGGUCUUGUAAGCACAGACCGUGGAGCGUUCCACAUGAGUGCCAUGCUAUUACAGGCUUAUCCAGACUUGCUCUACAAGUAUGCUAAUUGCGGGAACAUAAACACGGUACGCAGUAUGGCGAAAGACAUGGGCUCUCUCCCGACGGCCGUUUGGGACACCCAGUCCUUGACCCUCCGAGACGUCCUGAUGCAGGUGGACGUCCCGACCCUCGGGAAGAUUGUUAAGGGACAAUUUAUGAAUUUGGGAGUGUCCAAGAUCCCGUUUAGGAAUUUACAACAGGAGGUAUUGAUUCAUUCUAUCAAAACAAAUAUAAAAGUGUUAUCACACAGCGUACAACGAAUCGACGGUCGGGACGGGAGACUGCGACUCCAGUCCCUGGAACAGAGACUCUCGAUUCCGAUCACGUACCAGGGGUGGUUCGAACUCCUGUCCGAGGAUGGGCGUUCCGCCAGACCGAUUGAUAGUGUGAUGAACUUGGCAAAAGUGAGGCCGACUCGUUGUUUGGUGAGACAGAAUAUCAAGGCGUUUAUGUCGAGUGAAGAUGGACAGAUGACGUACGAUAAAUCAAAGAUUGUACCCGCCGGGGAAUCCUUGACCCUCAUGAAUGACGUCGCAGUGAAAGCGCCAACGGGAGAACGGCGUAAAGUAUUAAAAUGUCGAGAUUCUAAAGGUGUGAUUCUGUUCCUGGAUUUUGAACAACGAGGACUCUUUACCCCCAUAGCGGGACCCCAGGACGUGGCGGGGGUGAUGACCAUUAAAGAUAUUAUUGGGCGUUUCCGUCUCCCCCUCACAGUGAAGUUAGUUCAAGGCGUGUGGCCCAAAGUGGACAGUAACCGUUUUACGGGGGUAAUUCGCCUGGAUUGGGUGUACACGGAUGAAGUGGCGUUCCUGUGCCCCCUGGACAGAGGUAUGUUUAGGAUAACUCCCGUACCAACAGAGGUGCUAAUGAAAGUCUUGCCAGCAACAAAUUCUGUAGAGAUAUUAGAAAACCAGACAAUAAAAGACAUUAUUACUAAAGUAAACAGAAUGGUUGCCAACUAUAAUAACACCAUACAUCUCAUUUUGGCUGUCCCCGAAGCCGCCAUGGUUAAAAAUAAAUCUCACCAAAUGGUUAACAUGUUUUCACCAAAAGAGAAUGUGAAUGGACAUUCUCGAGUGAAACGUUCGAAGAGCCGCGAGGACUUCCUAAUGGACGACGUGGAUGAGCUGUAUCAGUAUCUACGUGACGGCAAAAUGCCCCCGAAAGACAAGUUCCAUUACGACUCGGAUGAAGAGAGCUUUUUCGAAGAGCCCGCUUAUGAAAAGUUAGACGAUUUCCGGUCUAGGCUAGAGCGUUUAGAACGGGGUGAACCAGGUAACCAGAGCAGCCGGUACCGGCCCGCUGACCUUGCCAAACUCGGACUGCACAAGGGCACAGAAAAUCUCAAAACUGUCGGCGGCAUUAACGAAAUUAAGCCCAAAUCUCCACCAGACGCACCCCCUCCUGUGCCCCCGCGGAGAUACACUAGAGCUGAUUCUGCGCCCGUCAUUCCUCUCAGUCAAGUUCAGAAGUUAAGCCCACAGAAGACGGGGUCCUCAAGCGGCUCCAGUCGUGGAGGAGCAAGUAAAAAAGGCACAAAACAGACUGAUAGCAAGAGUUCUUCCCAUUCGUCAGGGAAGAGGCAUUCCGUGCACACGUUUUAUCUGUAGACAGUCUAUUUAUAGACUGUAGACUGUCUAUUUAUAGAAUGUACAUACAAUAGUGAUAUUUAACAAGUGCCAAGUUUUCUUGUGUAACUUUAAGAAAGUUUCACAGGAUCAUUCAAGCAUUUAUAGGCAUUUUAUUACGUGAUAUUUUUUCCAGUAAUAUAUUCAUAAAAAAAAAAUGCACAAAAAUAAAUUUCUGUGAACGUGAUGCUUGCAGUCAGGAAGUGUUAUGAAUUUAUCUAGUGAAAGACAGCAUGUCGUGUGUGAAUGGAAUGGUAUUGUAGAGAACAUAUAUCUCUGAAGUAUGAAAUUCUCAUAGCAUUUGAUUUUGUAUUACAUCCUAGUCAGUCUGCUUGUUGCCGUACCUGUCUCGGUUGUUGCAUUGCAUGUCCCUGAUUCAAGCAUAUAUAUAUAUAGAUGUGUAAUUGUAAUUAGAAAUUGGCGUGACAAAAUGAAAUUAUCAUAUCCGUGUUUAGUCAAAUUACUGCCAUUAUACAUUUAAAGUUGGCCAGAAAAGGGCCUUUCUUUUGAUUGAUACUGUAUACAUGUACUUGCCUUUCUACUAUUUUUUAACUGUUUGAUUUACACCUGUGUGGUGAUCUGCUGGAGUGCCGAGUACAGGUCGAUUGCGGUCACUGAUUCUAGAUUUGUAGAUUAAGAGAGAUCGUCACGCACCACUUGCCAUACAUAAUUCUGAAUACAGACGUAUAAUGAA